Molecule: messenger RNA, 1033 nt
Organism: Closterium sp. Naga37s-1
Lineage: Eukaryota; Viridiplantae; Streptophyta; Zygnematophyceae; Desmidiales; Closteriaceae
Source: the annotation of a GenBank genome assembly
AUGCGGAAGCAUCAGCGCACAAGGAAGCACCGCCGCGCCGUGCGCAGACAGAAGACAGCCGAGGCGGCUCUCAAAGCUAACCGCCGGAUUGACGACAACCCGAAGGUGAAAGACGUGGAGAAGGAGCGCCUGCUCACGCUAUUUCAGACGGCACUCUUCAUCGCUAAGUCCGACGCCCCGAUCGAGAUGUACGUGGACCUCGUCCAACAUCUAGCGCAGCGUGGCACGCCGGGCUUCCCAAAGAGCAGUGAUGGUGCCUACUACACGACGGAAGCGCUUGCUGCAAAGGAGGCGGCUAAGGCACUACCCGAGCUUGGCAUAAUCGACGCGGUUGUCCGCGCAUUGGCGGAAGAUCUCGGCAGAUCCAGCAACUACAACCGCAAGUUCAAGGAGCUGCAGGAGGUGUUCACGCAUACCAACCUCGAGGUUGACCUCACUGCAGUGCACUCCCAGGUGAGGCGGACCAUCAUCUACAUGGAGCAGCGGUACCUGAACUGUGGCCAGCAGUUUGGCGGUGGGACCAGCGAGCUGCUGUCUGCAUUCCUCGCGCGGCACGCCUCCCCCGACUGCCGUGAAGUGACUGUGGAGGGGGUGGACAAGGAGGGUCAGCCCCGGGUACACACAUUCCAGCUGCACGAGGAGGCUGUGAAGGGAUACACCACCAGCAGCGGGGACAUGCAAGGCUGCUACACCUGCUGCCGCUCAUUCGCCCGCGAGCUGGUGUACAACCUCGAGCUGCGCUUGGGAGACCUGACGCGCUUGAACGGGGCGAAGCUCUUCAUGCCCCGCUCGUGGCCUAGGGGCGCCGAGGCAAGAGACGCAGAGUGCAAGGAGCACCUGCACGGCCUCGUCCAUCUGUUCCAGGCCAAGAACCGGGACACGAUCUUGCCAGCUGCGCCAGAGAGGGAGCGGGCCAAGGCCAAGUUUGUUAAGGGGAGUGGCCGCCGGGUGGUGCAGGUGGAGGAGGAGGAGCUAGACGAGGGCAUGUCUGGUUCUGCAGGCGAUGGCAGUGAGAGUGAUGAUGAUGAUGCCA